UUAGGGUUUGGUGGGGUUUUCAGGAUCCUAUUUAACAUUUCCAAAUCAAACUGUAUGACAUCCUGGGUGGUUUUUUGUCCGCGGUUUGGGUUUGAAAUCAAAAUUCAAUGGCGGUUCCGUGCGUAAUAAAUAGACCGAGAGUAAUAAAUUACAGUAUGAUUAAAAAGUGCAUCAAUGACCAAUUACCAAAGGGAGUAGCUGGGGAAUUGGCAAAACUUAAUGAAACGAUCGUCGAAGAUACCGAACAAAUUCGACUUGAGUACUUAAAUAUUCUUCGAAUUGACAGUUUAUGGAUAUUGAAGUCACUGAAAGUGUUAAGUUUAAAUAACAAUUUAAUUGAAAAAAUUGAAAAUUUGGACACCUUGGUCCAUCUGGAAGAACUAGAUCUAUCGUUCAAUAAAAUUUCCCGUAUCGAGAAUCUUGAUAAGUUGGUGAACUUAGUAAAACUAGGUUUGUACAUGAACUUAAUAAAAGUGGUUGAAAACCUGGAGAAAUUAGUGAAUUUACGAAUAAUCAGUUUGGGAAUGAACGAAAUUGCUCAAAAGGAGAGCAUCAUCUACUUUCGACAAUUUAGAAAUCUGACAAGUUUAAAUAUGGUGGGUAAUCCAUGCACUAAAGAAUCCAAUUUUCAGUAUUACGUGGCGGCCCUAUUACCGAAUAUAUCAUAUUAUCAAUAUAAAAAAUUAACAUUAGAAGAUGUAACAAUUGGAACUGCAAUGUUUUCGGAAACAUUAAAAAGGUUACAACAGAAAGAAGGUGUAAGACAUAGUUUAGAGCUGACGCGCAAAACAAAAGAAGCAGAAAAUGAUCUUCUUGAGAAGUGCUUUGUCAAAUAUUUAAAUUCUGGAAUUCUCUUUGAUGAAAUGUUUGAAAAUGAUAAUGAUGGAAUAAUAUUCCUUGAAAUAGAAGAUUGCAUAGACAAUUUUAACUUAUACAAGGAAAAUUUUUUAAAUAUUUGUGAACAAUUGAUAGAAAUUGGAAAGAAAAAUUAUGAAGAGCGUGAACGAGAAACUGAAAAAUAUAACUCAACUGUAAAAAACAAUAAAGCUGAAUGUCAUAGAAGAGCUAAGAAUUUGUAUGAUAAAUUUCAUGAUUUGGAACAACAGAAUAUCGAUAGAGCUCAAAAAUAUUUCAACGAUCACAAUCGUUUAUCUUUGGAAACAGGUCUCUACAUCCAUAAAUUCUCUAAAGACUGUGAUGUGUACUUGUUAGAAAAUGAUUCUCUAAUAAACGUAACGCGAAAGCAACUUAUGAAGAACGAAGUCGAAUUGUUGGAAAGUAUCGAAGAACUCAACACGGGAUUUGAACAAAUUAUAGAAGAAAUGGUCAAUAAAUUUAUACAAGAAGCACAAUUAUUGUUUACCAGUAUGAGGGACCUUGCUCAAACUUACAAAGAAGAAGUCAAUGAUCUGACUAAAAAAUAUAUUUGUACAAUGCAUACAGUACACUCCUUGUCAGUUUCUCAGAAAUUAUUCAACUUGUUGCUGGAUAAAGACGCUUUACAAGGAGCACUCACCCAAUCCUUUGAUACACAUUUAUUGACAAUUGAUAAUAGAGAAGAUUUUGUGAUGCAGAGUGCACGAUCAUGGUAUACUAAUUUUAUAAAAGAAAUUAAAAUGACAGAAAUUUUGAGGAAUAGGAGAAAAGUGUUAGAAAUACACCAUUUCUUUACAACUAAAAAAAACAAGUUUCAAAAAUCACUCGUUCAAAUAUUUGCAAGAGAUACAAUUACAGAUUCUUCAAGUGACAGUGACCUUUUAUAAAUUUAUUUUAAUUGAACAUAAUUUUGGAUAUUUUAAAAAUGUAAGAUUCAAUAAUAAAAUAUAUUAAAAAGAAA
This is a messenger RNA of Aethina tumida (small hive beetle), 1837 nucleotides long. RefSeq names its product dynein regulatory complex subunit 3. The transcript is spliced from 7 exons. NCBI's taxonomy places the organism in Eukaryota, Metazoa, Arthropoda, Insecta, Coleoptera, Nitidulidae. The record is from RefSeq and is a predicted model, not a curated record. Bases 108 to 1763 code for a protein of 551 amino acids. Gene Ontology annotation, molecular function: protein binding.